AUGUACGUGGACUAUCUACUAAGCGGCGGUUCGACAGUGGAGCAAGCUACGAGACGCAAAGAAAUUUCCCGAGAAAUUUUACAGGACGCUACAUUUGAACUUCAUAAGUGGAGCUCCAAUGUACCGCAGUUGGAAGUUGACGAGGUUCAUCAAGUAUCUGAACUUUCUGACGAACAGUCUUAUGCAAAAACACAGCUGAUGGUGAAACCCAAAGAAUCGAGAGUGCUCGGUCUGAAAUGGGACAAACAAAGUGGCACAUUAAAGAUUUUAUUCCCAAGCGAAGAAGUACCGGCGACGAAGCGAGGUAUCUUAAGUAAACUGGCAAAGACUUAUGACCCUCUAGGGUUGGUUUCACCGCUGACCUUGGAGGGGAAACUCCUAUUCCGCGACGUGUGCGAUGCAAAACUCCCGUGGGAUGUUGAGAUUAAUAACGAACAGUUGAAACGUUGGCGAACCUGGGAACAAUCCUUACCCGUGGAGGAAGGAGUGCCGAGAUCUGUUGUGAGAUACCAGGAACCAAUUGAUGAGAUUGUAUUACAUUCCUUCGGUGACGCGUCUACGAAAGGUGUAGGGGCAGCAGUUUACGCAGUGGUUAAACAGCAGUCGGGAACGACACAGCAGUUGGUGGCAGCAAAGAGUCGGCUAGCAAAGAGAAAUUUGUUGGUCUUGAGACGGACGAUCGAGGAAUUAUAG
Messenger RNA from Paramuricea clavata, 693 nucleotides. The record is from the annotation of a GenBank genome assembly. Lineage: Eukaryota; Metazoa; Cnidaria; Anthozoa; Malacalcyonacea; Plexauridae.